This is a messenger RNA of Endocarpon pusillum Z07020, 1020 nucleotides long. RefSeq lists its product as uncharacterized. The coding region runs from base 1 to 1020 and encodes 339 amino acids. The transcript is spliced from 3 exons. The record is from RefSeq and is a predicted model, not a curated record. Gene Ontology annotation, cellular component: fungal-type vacuole; plasma membrane. Lineage: Eukaryota; Fungi; Ascomycota; Eurotiomycetes; Verrucariales; Verrucariaceae.
AUGGCCAGCUCAACCUCAUACGAAAAUUUGUCCCCCUCUGUCCUUGCCAAUCCAGGCGAAUUCUGCACCCUCUCCACUUGCCCCCUGUCGCUUGCCAAUAUACAAUAUGUGCCGUCAUUCGUCGGAAAUGCGCUGUAUGCCAGUCUCUUUGGCGCCUUUCUUACCGGCCAACUCUUCCUUGGCAUCCAUCACCGCAAUUGGGGGUUCCUCCUCGGCAUGUUCGGCGGAAUUGUCCUUGAGAUUGUUGACUAUAAUGCACGGAUCCAAAUGCACUAUAAUCCCUUCCAAAAGGGUCCCAUUCUCAUGCACGUGAGGUAUCUCAUGACCCUAAACAUCGCCCCAGCCUUCCUCUCCGCGUCCAUCUACCUGGCCAUCUCCCGCAUUAUCCCCAUCUAUUCCUGCACCCUCUCUCGCUUCAAGCCACGCACCUAUGCUUUCCUUUUCGUCACGUGCGACAUUAUUGCUCUACUUCUCCAAGCCGCUGGUGGAGCUAUCGCCUCCUUUGCCGAUAAUGUUGACGAGGAGAAGGAUGAGGACAAGAUGCGCAAGAUGGGAAUCGAUAUUAUGGUUGCCGGCGUCAGCUGGCAGGUCUUUAGCCUAGGGCUGCUUGGGAUAUUCUCCUGGGAGUUUGCUUGGAGGAUCCGCAAAGCAGGAGAAAGGGAUCUGAGCGUACUAGGCGGUUCAGGUUGUUCUUAUCAGCGUUUGGGUCUGGCACCACUGGCGGUCUUCGUGAGGUCUGUAUUUCGGUGUGCGGAGUUGAGAGAAGGGUUUAGAGGUAAGUUGGCGAAUCAGCAGGUUACUUUUAUGGGUUUGGAGGGUGGUAUGAUCGUGAUUGCGGUAGGGUUAUUGACGGUGUGGCAUCCGGGAUUGAUAUUUCAAGGCACCUGGCAACACGCGGGCUGGAGGUUUAUGGGCGAGGGAGCUGAGGAAAGGAAGGUGGUUGAGAAGAGCGAUCAGAGGCGAGAUGAAUGGAUGACUUAUGGGCAUGGAGAGAAGCAUGAACAUUGGACGCGAAAGUAG